CCGACGAUCGCCUUUCCAUCCCCCGUCCCUUCCGUAUCUCCGCGCGAUCCGAGGACGUCGCUUUUUUAACGUGAUUGCGUAAACCGCUCGGAGUACGUCAUAUUCGCGCGUCUGAAUCGUCAGUCCGUUCGUGUUUGUUUUCCAAUUUGGUUUCUCUAUGUUUCGCGGUGGUUCACCGAGGUUCCGUUCGCCUGCACUUUUUGCACUCGGCAUCCUCGGUUUCUCUCUCUUUUCAAAUGCCCGAAUAUAUAUUUAUCGUACUUUAAGCGAUAAACGUAUUUGGGGAUUUUAAAUAAAGAGACGUGCGCGGUCUUGUUUACAGAGGCGACACAACCGACAACGAACGCGCAACGAACGUUCGGUCGCGAUCGCCCUACCUUCCCCGUUGAUUGUCCCUGAACGUGCGAUUCGCGCACAGCCAACAGCUGUGCGCGCUGCGUUGUGCAACGCAACGUUUCCCUCUCCCCCCUUUUCACUCUACACGGCUGACAAAAUAGACUCCCCCUUCCCUUCCCGCUCCAUCCCGUUCCGUUCCGUCAGCCGUCGUCAACACGUCGGUAUACCACCACUAUUAUACGGACAGCCCGAUACGCUUUCCUACUUUUCGUGCGUGUUGAACGUGUUGAAUAAUGUAUCGCGUGACGACGACGACGUCGACGAUGACGGCGUUUCGUCGAACGUUCCGAAUUUUAACGACGACGAUCGCGCGACGGCGGCGUCGCGAUGUACAGUAAUCAAGUAAUGUCCGCGAAAUUGUCGAGUGGCUACGAACGGGUGCACUUUGGGUUCUUUGUCCUCCGCGCAACGAUUAUGCGAACGGCGCGCUUCACGCCCGCCGUCGUCUCGUCACGCGAAUAAUUUCUCUCCUCGCUCUCUCCUACUGGUGACUGAUAAAUAAAACUUUAAUUUGGCAAUAAAAAAUGUCUGCGGAAUCACCAAGGCGCGGUGUGCAUAAAGGAGCUCAAAUCGUUUCACCUCAGCCCAUAGUAGAUCGAUCAAUCAUUGAUAGUGUUGCUGGGAUCAUAAAUGAUAUAGUACCACAGGGAUAUGCCGGAGUAUCCAAUUCUGAUAAUAAGGAAACCAUAUCAUGGGCGCGAUUUGAAUACGCAGACAUAAAUGACCCUGCUUUAUAUCCUGAUUAUAAUGAAGGUUCUAGUACACCACCGUUGCUAUUGGUAUUAGGAUACGCGGUUGGCGUUCAGGUAUGGCUGAUAGCAGCAACAGGAGAGGCAACGGAGAUCCUAUCAUGGCGACAAGGCGUGGUUCGUAUUCUUCGAAUUCUACCAAAUCCAAAGACUGACGACGAACAUGUCGAUGAAUUUGAAGCGAAACGGCCGAUGGUAGCGGUCUGCUCUGAGCCGGAUUCAACUCUUCCGGGACCAAAAACCUUUUGCGACGUUAAUUUCAUCUCCUUGAAAACCGGCGAGUCAAUACACAGUGUAGGAUUCAAGCAUUCUGUCUGCGACGUGUUGGCGAACAGGCGAUCCGUGGUUAUAACGUUAUUAGAAAAAAUUGCGAUCUUUGAUGCUAGAACAUUGCAAAAUAAUAUAACAAUCACGACUUGCUAUGCCAGUCCUGGCCCAAAUCCAAAUCCCAUCGCUUUAGGAACGCGAUGGCUCGCUUAUAGCGAGAAAAAAUUAAUACCCGCAAGAAGAAGCAGCGGUGGUUGCGAAGGGGAAGGCGUUCAGAGUUACACAGCGACGGUUUUAUAUGCGGCGAAGUCGCUAGGGAAAGGUCUUCGCGGACUAGGGGAAACCGUAGCGUCGAGUCUCACUGGGAAUUCAGUAUCACCGAUAGCUAUCAAUAAUGCGGGCAAUGACAUAACGCAACCAGGCGUCGUUACGAUAUUGGAUCUUCAGAUCGCGAAAGACGAGAAAGAGUUAGAUGACACUAAUGCGGAUGCUGUAAUUGCUCAUUUUACUGCUCACAGCGAUGCAAUCGUUGCCAUGACUUUUGACUUAACCGGCGCGUUAUUGAUGACAGCGGAUAAGAGAGGACACGAUUUCCACAUAUUCAGAAUCCAGCCGCAUCCCGGUGGAUCAACACUAGCGGCGGUGCAUCAUUUGUAUAUUUUACAUCGUGGCGAUACUACCGCUAAAGUACAGGACAUGGUAUUUUCGAGCGAUACACGCUGGGCCGCUAUUUCAACCGUGAGAGGUACAACGCAUGUUUUUCCUGUCGCACCUUACGGAGGUCCUGUUGGCGUCAGGACACAUUCCACACCCAAUGUCGUCAAUAGACUAUCAAGAUUCCACAAAAGUGCAGGCUUGACGGACGAUGGUACCCGAUCCCACUCUCCUGUGUCUCAUACCGAACUACCUUUGUCCGUAUAUCCGUACUCCAAUCCUCGACUUCCUCCAUAUCCUCAUCCAACGAUUCUGCAUCCUUUAUCACAAAUUCGACAACCAUCUUCUCUGAAUCAAAUCAACAGCUCCACACAGCCGAGACCACAACAGAGACAACGAUUACAUUCUGACGAUAAUGGGACUUUACCGUUGAAGAUUUGCGCGUGUUUUGCUCCGCCAAGAGCUUGGAUGUACGCGCAAAGGGAAUCCAGUAGCAAAGUUGUCAAAAGAGCAGUCGAUUCUCUUUUCAUCAUGGCAUGUCAUGGAAAUAUGAUACAAUACGACUUGGAUCCUAAACCAGCUGCUGGUGUGCCAAAGGAAAAAGUUUGCGACGACACCACGAUUGAAUUGGAAGUAGAAGCAAAGGGCCAGUGGCCACUUUGUAGGUCCCCUAAUUCAUCAGAUCUUGUCCAACCGUUAUCUCUGUCGAAUCCAUUACUUAGCAUUUCGUUCACACCAAAGAACAAUCAGGAAUUUGAUACAAUCGAGGAUCGUUGGUUGAGUCAAGUGGAAAUCGUAACCCAUGCUGGACCACACAGACGAUUGUGGAUGGGACCACAAUUCGUUUUUAAAACUUACAAUGCGCCUAGCGGUGUUGCUGUCAAUCUGGUUGAAGCGGAGGCAGUCGAGAUUGGAAUUACUGGGUCGCGUCCAGCGAGAUCGAAGCCUGUUAAUAUGCCUCAUGCGGCGUCUAGGCCAUUGAUGCCAGUUGUCAUCGAUGGAUCAGGAAGCAGUUAUGAGCAAUCGCCAAGAUUUAUGGAGGCUUAUGGUGAUCCUCUAGACAGCGAGAACGUAGCUGUUGGUAGCUGCGAGAGUCAACUGAGAGAGGAUCUCGCGGAAGCUAUGCUCGAAAUAUCAAUUGCGUCGCAUCGUGCUCCAGGGAGACGUACGGUAUUUGAGAGGGUGGGUCAGCCGGUAACUAAAGUCGUCAACCCUCACACCGGCACCGUGAUUACCGUGUCGGCCGACGAGGAUGGGGACGCUAUUAGCUCCAUACAGGAGUACGACUCCGCCGCGGAGGAGAUGCACGCACCUAGAAGCGUGUGCGCCGAGGAGGGUCCGGCCUCGCUCGGUGCGGUCGAUCUCCCAGAUGAGUCGGACAGCCGGGCGCUGAAUCGCAAGCUCACAGAGAUCUGCGCGGAGAUGCGCUCGGCAAGCGAGCCGGCGAUCAACAGCGUGCCUGAUGAGAACAUAUGCGAGCUGCAGGAUCGUCGUGCUCUAUGCGCGGAGAUGGCGGCUACGACAACAACGACGUCAAUCGACUACGAAAAGGAGGAGGCGUUCUGCGAGGUGCCGACGAGUCUCAGCCUGUGUGCCCAACCAGGUGAGAUUCCGAGCAGCCCUAUGACACAGGCGAAAGAGACCGCGUUAUGGUGCAGCAAGGGAAGAUCUACCGACAGCCGUACUGAGGACUAUCGCAGCGAGGCUCACGAGAGGCAUUUUGCCAAGGCCAAGUACGUCGUCAGCUACGACGAUGACAGCGUUACGUUGAUGGAGAACAAAACGAUGCGAAGCGAUAGGAAUAUCGAGAUAUGGCAGUCGAACUUAGAUGAGAAAGUCAAGAGACCUAUCGCGAGAAGAGCCAUCGUUGAUUCCGAAAGAAUCUCAAGUUCCGGUACCACACAGAAACGUCCAAUUGAACAGCGGAUGACGCGUGUGGAAAAAUACGUUGUUAAAGAGGACGAUGAUAGUGUCAUUAUCAAAGACGCGCGUCGUAUGGAUUCGACAAUGAGUGUUGGUGUGAGGAAAGAGGAAAAUGACGCUGAUAAGAAGAAAGUGGAGAGCGCAAGAGAUAUUAAGGUAGCGAGAAACAAAUAUGAGAUGAUACGCAGGAAUGACGAAUGGAAGAGUCAAGGUUCUCUACAGGAAUUCACCGAUAAGGAUCGAGUUGUGCUCAAAAGUAGAGAAAUUAAACGCACGAGAGAGCUAUCUUCUAUUGACUUGUCCGAGCCAAUGGAAUCGAUUGGUGACGUAAUUGUGAAGAGAGAAAAUCCUGUAAAACCCGUGUUGGAUGUGGAAAAUGUGGGAUUGCUAUCUGAUCAUGACAAUGAGUAUCAUAACGAUAAUGAGUUGCCAUCGUUGGAUCCACCGCCGCUGGAUGAUUUCAGUUCUAUUGAGUAUCACAUGGUAGAUCCAUGCAAUCUUGCCAAAGACGCUGCUUUGACGUCCACUCAAUCCGACGAUGACAUCGAGCACAUCCACGAAUCUGAGGUGAUGCAGAUGCGGAUGAAGGCUGACGCGGACAACGGCAGGUGCAAAGACGCAGGUGUGACUGUCAACACGGUCGCGCAAUUUUCUUCUCCUGUGGUGCGACGGAAAAGCAGCAAGAGCACGAUUUCGGAUGAUGAUCUGGAGUACAUACACAACGUCGAUCUCGGUUUUGAAUCCACGAAUUCAGGCGAUGCCGGUACGACAACGUCCUUGACGAAGGCGAGCAAUAACAAUUCGCGUAGAAGGCAUAGCAGGCACACGUUGUCCUCUGAUGAUGAUCUGGAGCACGUUCAACUUUCGGAAGUCCAUGAGUUGGAACUUGACGCGGUGGCGAGAUUGUCGCAGAGAGAAUCUCUGCAGGCGACCCAGGAAAUAACAUCAGUGGAGCAGCAAGGAACGAAAUCUAAGUCUGGCAAGAAACGAAAGGAUAUCAUGGUGAUUGAGAAGAACAAGGCAGAAGCCCCAGAAGUCACUGUAAUAUACAAUCCACUGGAGGAGGUCUGGUCAAGGUCGGAGGAGAGCGAUAAACGCAGUUCCAUUGAUUAUUUUAAAGAUAAGCCGGAAGGUCCGUACCCAAGCCCCACGAGAAGGCCCAAAAAUCGUGGCUCAAAGAUGACGAAUUUCUCAUCCUCGCUGCUACCUGCCAAGCGCGCUUCUCAGAUCACCGACAGCGACAUCGUUGAGAUUAUCGACAUCGACGCUAUGCAAAAAGUUUCCGAUACGACGCCGGAGUGCAAAAUUCUGCCUGUCAUUGCCGGAGCGCGCACUCGGAAAUCUCGCAAGAACAAGAGGUCGCAGUCAGACGGUCAGUCACAAGAGAACAGCUCGACGGAGCUUUCUAUCUCUGUCCUUUUGCCCUCAUUCUGUUCCUCUAAUGUGAAAAUGGCGGAACUGCAGGAGGCCGUGCAGGAAGCCGUACGGGAGGAGCCGUUUGUAGAGCUCUGCUCUAAGGAUCAGGACUCAAAAGCUCUACCUUUGGCAGAGAUAUCCUGGAGCUCUAUCGUGAAGAAAAGCAUCUCUCCUUCCUCGGAUUCGCAGGAAACCCGCAAAGAAACGGAUCUCGAGCCGUUGAUAGAGGUGGAGGAGAAACUAGAGGCCGACGAACACGCGAGGAAGCUGGAAGAAGCGGAAUUUUGUGGCAGAGACAGUCCUACGUUCCUCGAACCUAUGGAACGCGUGAUGUGUGAACAUCAGAGUACGCGACAACGAGCAUACAAAACUAAAGAGGAAGAAGAGGAGGAGAAGGAGUUUCUUUUCGAUCAGGAUGACAUCGAUCUGAUGGCGACGAUAACGGUCAAGGAGAGUAUCCUCGUAGACUUUCACACACCGAUAGACGAAGAAUCUCGCGUGGACAAGGAUAUCGCGCGCAUAACGCGAGGCAAGAUCUGUCGCGUGGACAAGGGGGAUAACAAGGCGACGGAAGGCAGUCCUCUUUUCGCUUCGGAAGUACGAUCCGUCGUCAACGAGACACGUCGAGGUAACGUGGCAACCGAAAGGAGAGAAUCGCAAAGAGAAUCUUCUUUGCAGCUUCAACCGAUGCAGCGGCAGCAGGUAGGGAUCGGUGACAAUGGCAGCACUACUGGGACGUCCGAACGGUACGAUACGGCUUUCUCGAAGAUGUCCCUGGAAUCCGAUCAUGGGUACGCCGAAAAGCGGAAUGAAGCGGAUCGCGAGACACCUGGCGAGCACUCGACUGCCGCCAAAAAGGCGAGCAACAGAUCUAAGAGGAAAAAACGCAGAUGAGUAGAGGAUUGC
Molecule: messenger RNA, 6311 nt
Organism: Trachymyrmex cornetzi
Lineage: Eukaryota; Metazoa; Arthropoda; Insecta; Hymenoptera; Formicidae
Exons: 11
Coding region: 921-6299 (1792 amino acids)
Biological process (GO): response to starvation; autophagy
Cellular component (GO): cytoplasm
Molecular function (GO): protein binding
Source: RefSeq, a predicted model, not a curated record